This is a messenger RNA of Galeopterus variegatus (Sunda flying lemur), 302 nucleotides long. RefSeq names its product cleavage and polyadenylation specificity factor subunit 2-like. Gene Ontology annotation, molecular function: RNA binding. NCBI's taxonomy places the organism in Eukaryota, Metazoa, Chordata, Mammalia, Dermoptera, Cynocephalidae. The record is from RefSeq and is a predicted model, not a curated record. Gene Ontology annotation, cellular component: mRNA cleavage and polyadenylation specificity factor complex. The transcript is spliced from 2 exons. The annotation marks the transcript as partial. Gene Ontology annotation, biological process: mRNA 3'-end processing by stem-loop binding and cleavage.
UUGAGGAAACGUGUGAAGCUUGAAGGGAAAGAACUUGAGGAAUACUUGGAAAAAGAGAAACUAAAGAAAGAAGCUGCUAAAAAACUUGAACAAUCAAAAGAGGCAGAUAUAGAUUCCAGUGAUGAGAGCGAUGUUGAGGAAGAUAUUGACCAGCCAUCAGCUCAUAAGACGAAGCAUGACCUGAUGAUGAAAGGGGAAGGUAGUCGUAAAGGAAGUUUCUUCAAACAGGCAAAAAAGUCUUACCCUAUGUUUCCUGCCCCAGAAGAAAGAAUUAAAUGGGAUGAAUAUGGAGAGAUUAUCAA